Miscanthus lutarioriparius is the source of this 1359-nucleotide messenger RNA. NCBI's taxonomy places the organism in Eukaryota, Viridiplantae, Streptophyta, Magnoliopsida, Poales, Poaceae. The record is from the annotation of a GenBank genome assembly.
AUGGCUGGAGGCGGUCCGGCGGCGGCUGCGGUGGUGAUGGCGGUCGCGGUGGCCUCCAUCUCGGAGGUGGUUGCGGUCACGGCGGUCACGAUCUCGGCGGUGGCUGCGGUCGCGGCAGCCGCCAUCCCGCUGGCGGUUGGACGACGGUGGAACGGGACGGGAUUAACCCUCUCGACUGAGACCUCCGAGCUCCGAUUGGUACUGAUGCCGUGGAAAGGAUCCACUCAGAUUAAUGUGGUUGAUCAACGCACUUUGUCUGAUAAACAACAACACCACUCCCAAUCACAAUGGUCUGAUUAUGCUGACGAUGAGCAUUGGUCUACAGAAAAUACCCAGGAACUAGUGAAUUUGGGGACCACAAAGAGAGCCAGAUGGAGUCACCAAAUGAAACUAUUCCUUAUUGAUCUUUUAAAAGAACAUGAUGUGCCGGGUUUCAGAACACAUAAUGCUUGGAGUAAGGACGCAUGGACAAACAUUGUUCGUCGCGUGAAUGCAAAGUUUGGUACAUCAUAUUCUGUUAACCAAGUCAAACAGCAGGAGCAAGACUUGAAGAAAGCAUACCGAAGUGUUAAAGAUUUGCUGGCUGAAAGUGGAUUUGGAUGGGAUACUGAGCGAAUGAUGGUGACUGCGCCUGCAAGUGUUUGGUCUAGUUUUACUGCUCGCAACAACAAUAAGGACGCUUUCCAUUGGCAAGAUAGGUCAUUCCCAUAUUAUGAUGCUUUAUCUUCACUGUAUGAUGGUCGUCAUGCCGAAGGGAGAACCCGUCAAGGCAUGGACCAUUAUGCAAGCAAAGCAAAGAAUGUGUUAGUUCCAUCAACACAAACAACACAAGUGGCUGACACAUAUGACUCACCGUCUCCAACGUUAAAUGCUCCGGGUGAAUCAGAUCUACAGUUUCAUCUUGAUGAAGAGACAGAGGAGGCAAACUUUGAUUUUUCGCGGCCUUCAUCUAAUCAUGUCCAUCAGCCACAAGCUGCACCUACCUCCACACACAUGCAUAGAGAGGCAUCUGAUUCUCGAUGUGGGAGCGCCAGCAUCCGCAUCCCAGCGGCAGCGCCGGCAUCCCAGCGCCAUGCUGUAGCAGCCGUGGCCGUGGGGGGCGGAGCGGGGUUCGAGUGGGCGCGGAAGGCAUGGCCCGCGCAGAUCCAGGCAGGCAUCGACGCACUGCAGGUGCCCGCCGAGUGCAAAGUACGCGAGGUCGCUGCCUUGCCUGGCUGCCAAGUUCAAGAGCAAAUCCUUCAUCCAGCAGUGCGGUGGCAAGAGCGACGACACCUGCAAGUAAGCAUUCCAUCACAUAAUCACCCUGCCUGGGUUCUGGUAGCUGUAGCAAUCACGCUGAUAAAUUUAGCUGUAGAUUAG